UAACUGUCCCCUGGAAAUAUUUUAGCACUGACUGGGACGGACGUUUCUAAAACUCCCCGGGCGCCUCUGAAAUGAAUUCUGGACGAUCUUCUACUCCGGGAAGCCCUGCACCCGCGUUGCGUUGGAGGUCACGCUAAAUGCGGUAGAACUGAUUGCUUUGGACUUCAGUAAUCCGUGGGCCACAGUGCCCCAGGGCGAGUUAUUAGUUAAGACUGAGAUAAGUACAGGAAUUACAAGAGGUUCCCCAGCGGCUGGUCCUGGGCCCAGUUUGCAUUAGUGAGCUCGGCGCGCUGCAGCGCACGUGCUAAUGAAACUGGCUGCUUACCCAAAGUCGGGAGGCAUCGUCAACGGAGCGGAGGACGAGGAUAUCCUUGGUUGACACGGAUGAAGACUCCGAAGAAAAGGUAGACCAUGUAGGCCUAGAGAACUGCUUUCUAGGUAGAUGCUGGCUCCUCUGAAGGGGACUAGAAGGACUAACCUAUUCAUGUGUCUAGAGACUACCUUAAGAGGGGACUUUUGUGCUGGAGAAUAAGAUGAAAUCAUGCUUCAGGGGCCACCACCUAAACCCCCACGCCGGCAAGGAGGCUGGGCACAUGAUCCUGUACUAGCAUCUAGCAAGUCAGGAAGAAAACAUGCAGAAGAAGUAGAAGACCAUCGUCUCAGGCAGCAGAGCCUAGAGGCAUCAGAUGAUGGAGGAGACAUUCCUGUGAUCCCUGACUUGGAGGAAGUCCAGGAGGAAGAUCUGGCUAUGCAAGUAGCAGCUCCUCCCAGUGUCCAGGUGAACAGAGUGCUGACUUACCAUGAUCUGGACAAAGAUCUUAUGAAGUAUGCUGCCUUUCAGACUCUGGAUGGAGAGGUUGACCUGAAGCUUCUCAGCAAAGUUUUGGCUCCAGAGCAGGAGCUACGAGAGGAUGAUGUCAGCUGGGAUUGGGACCAUCUCUUCACAGAGGUGUCCUCAGAACUAGUGACUGAGUGGGACCUAGGACAGUCUGAGAGAGAGGAUCACCUCAGUCUGCCCUAGCACACUGGCACGUAAGCUGUCUUCCCAUGCACAUAUCCUCUGUAAAUAAUUUAGCACUUUAAUUUUCUAUUCACGUGUUUGUAUUUGAAAAUGUAUUUCAGAUAUGGAAAUAAAUAUAAGCUUCAUAGGAAAACUGG
This is a messenger RNA of Rhea pennata, 1158 nucleotides long. RefSeq names its product intraflagellar transport 43 (gene IFT43). The transcript is spliced from 9 exons. Gene Ontology annotation, cellular component: cilium; intraciliary transport particle A. The record is from RefSeq and is a predicted model, not a curated record. Gene Ontology annotation, biological process: intraciliary retrograde transport. Bases 542 to 1021 code for a protein of 159 amino acids. NCBI's taxonomy places the organism in Eukaryota, Metazoa, Chordata, Aves, Rheiformes, Rheidae.